AUCAUACUGGGAGUCUGUGAGCAGCGGAACCCAGCACAGGCACAGGACUGCUGGGAGGACAGGAGCCAUGGCCAUGCUCUCAACUUUUCAGCUGCUCUUUCUGUUCCAGCUCUUAACAUCAUCUCUUACCCAGCUGAGGCCAGGCCCCCAUGGAGCACCUGGACUGCAGGGGCCCCCAGGACCCCCGGGGAAAGAUGGCAUUGAUGGUAAACCUGGUCCUGCAGGACUUCCUGGAAAGCCUGGGCCAAAAGGAAAGGCUGGUACACCCGGGGUCGCAGGAAGUCCGGGAUUGCCUGGCCUCCCUGGAGUGGAUGGUUUAACUGGUUCUGAUGGGCCAGCUGGUAAGGAAGGACCACCAGGAGCAACUGGUGACCCGGGACCUCCUGGACCAGGUGGACCACCUGGCAGAGGCAGACCAGGAGCUGCUGGUCUUUCUGGAGCUAAUGGACAUCCAGGUGGAGCUGGACCCCAAGGCCCUUCGGGGUCUGACGGUCUUCCUGGACUUCCUGGUUUACCGGGCCCAGAUGGACCACCUGGACUUCCAGGAACUCUUCCUGAAGGCAGUGGAGAUCUGCUGUGUCCUGCCAUCUGCCCACCGGGUCCUCCCGGACCACCCGGAAUGCCUGGAUUCAAGGGUCAUACAGGUCAUAAAGGCAGUAAAGGAGAGGUGGGGAAAGAUGGAGAGAAGGGUGAUCAGGGUCCACCUGGUCCACCUGGAAUUCCGGGAACAGUGGGUUUACAGGGUUCUCGGGGUCUGAGAGGUCUUCAGGGUCCAGUGGGUGCAGUAGGAGAUAGAGGAUUUCCUGGUUUCAGAGGAAAACCUGGAACUGCUGGAGUCAUUGGGAAAACAGGUGAUGCUGGUGAAAAAGGUCCUCAAGGAUUUAAAGGCCCAAAAGGAGAGAUUGGCAAAAUAGGCCCUAAGGGAGUACCUGGAGGUGUAGGACCCAAAGGCGAACCUGGCAUGCCUGGCAGAGAUGGGAAGGAUGGAACUCAAGGACUGGAUGGUGAAAAGGGUGAUGCUGGUAGACCUGGAGUACCUGGUGAGAAAGGACCUAAUGGUCUGCCUGGUUUGCAAGGAAAAGCUGGUGCAAUAGGAGCAAAGGGAGGAGUUGGCAAUGCGGGAGAGAUGGGAGAAGCUGGGCCAUCUGGAGAGCCAGGUAUCCCUGGUGAGAUUGGCAUCCCUGGCGAGAGAGGUGAGGCUGGACCCAGAGGAGUGGCUGGGGGCAUUGGACUACCAGGAAACAUUGGACCACAAGGUGUUAAAGGAUUCCAGGGCAUUAAAGGUGCUCUUGGUGACACAGGUCUGCCCGGCCCGACAGGAAUCAGAGGCGGGUUUGGUGAAAGGGGUCCAGUUGGAGCUGGUGGACCAAAAGGAGAUAUGGGAGUUGCUGGAAGUGAUGGUUUGCCAGGAGAGAACGGAGAACCUGGUCCGUAUGGUCCGGUUGGGCAGAAAGGAGAGUCUGGUAAACAUGGUGAACUGGGACCUAAAGGAGUUGUAGGACCACAGGGAGAGAUCGGAGGAAGAGGAACACCUGGAAAACCAGGACCAAUGGGAUUUCAGGGAGAACAAGGUUUCCCAGGGGUUGCUGGAAAGACUGGUGUUCCUGGCAAACUGGCCAGUGAGCAGCAGAUCAGAGAACUGUGUGGAUCAAUGAUAGAUGAUCAGAUCGCUCAGUUAGCUGCUAACCUCAGAAGACCUCUGGCUCCUGGUGCCGUGGGACGCCCGGGACCACCAGGACCUUCAGGGAAUCCCGGAGAGGUGGGAUCUAUCGGUCACCCUGGAGCGCGUGGACCACCAGGCUAUAGAGGACUGCCAGGAGAUCUUGGUGACCCUGGUCCUAGAGGUGAUGUUGGUGAGCAAGGUGAUAAGGGACCUGUCGGUAAAGCCAUUGAAGGGCCCAUUGGAGACCAGGGUGACCAGGGUUUGCCAGGAGUGCAUGGCAUCGUCAAAAAUGGGCGUGAUGGAGCACCUGGAGACCCAGGAGAAUCAGGAGAAGCUGGAAGAACAGGGCGAACAGGACACCAGGGUUCACCUGGAAUCUGUGACACUUCAGCGUGUCAGGGUCCAGUCAUUCAUGGGAAAUCCACCAACCCAAAGAACCAUUAACCAACCUGUCCACACCAUCAGGAGAGACAUGAGAAUUAAAGAUGGGAGGGGGGAGGGGAGGAACAGAAUUCCUUUUCAUAAAUGUUUUUGAGAGGGAAAAUGGAACUGCAAAAACAAAUGUCAGCGUUUUCAGAGCUGAACAAAUGUUAACUUGUUAUGUAGAUGUUAAAUGUAACUUCAAUCAGCAUAACUCAAGAACAUCUUCUGGCUUGAAGCAGCAGCAUGUGUAGAUACAACCAAAGACUAAAUACUUCACUGAGUGACACGGUGGAAACUAUUUGAUGUAAAAAAAAAAAAAAAAAAAUCUGAUUUCUUAUAGCAGCUCAAAUUAAAGUCACUUUGUACAGCACCAGUUAAAAGUGUAAUAACCCUCUAAUGAAGCAUGAAUUUUGGGCAGAGGCAACAACAGUCAAAUCUGGGGAACUGUUUCAGAUAUCAAAAACAGACGUGUAGAAAUAUUUGAUGUAUUCCAGCAAGAUUUUUAAACAUUUGUAUUUUUAUUCAAAUUCAUUUUUUUGUCAUUUUAUUCCAAGUUACUUUCUUAAAUGUUUAGUGUCCAAAAUCACCCUUUGAAGAAUAAAAAACAAAACGCAUCUAUUUGGAUGCUUCAAACACUUUUACUGUAAGAAACUGAAUUGGCCAUCUGUGGACUUUAACUCCCAAUAGAAACUAGUGCUGUAACUAUUAAAUCUACAUUAUUUUAAAUACUA
Xyrauchen texanus (razorback sucker) is the source of this 2817-nucleotide messenger RNA. It is a transcript of the gene col9a3, whose product is annotated as collagen, type IX, alpha 3. Lineage: Eukaryota; Metazoa; Chordata; Actinopteri; Cypriniformes; Catostomidae. The transcript is spliced from 32 exons. The coding region runs from base 68 to 2107 and encodes 679 amino acids. The record is from RefSeq and is a predicted model, not a curated record.